CGCAUCACAAGACUGCGCGUCGUACUUUCUCUAAAAAGCAAAUGGCGAAGCUGGAUUUUGGACGUCAAGUUGUUCUUUGCGGACGAAAAGAAGUUCAACUUUGACGCCCCGGAUGGAUACCACGCGUACUGGCGUAACCUCCAUCGUGACGAAAAAGUGUUCUCAAGCGGGUCUGCGGAUGAGGCAGCGUUAUGGUCUGGGGUACCCUAA
Messenger RNA from Aphanomyces invadans, 210 nucleotides. RefSeq lists its product as hypothetical. The annotation marks the transcript as partial. NCBI's taxonomy places the organism in Eukaryota, Oomycota, Saprolegniomycetes, Saprolegniales, Verrucalvaceae. The transcript has a single exon. The record is from RefSeq and is a predicted model, not a curated record.